Molecule: messenger RNA, 876 nt
Organism: Trichomycterus rosablanca
Lineage: Eukaryota; Metazoa; Chordata; Actinopteri; Siluriformes; Trichomycteridae
Product: NAD-dependent malic enzyme, mitochondrial-like
Exons: 7
Coding region: 1-717 (238 amino acids)
Biological process (GO): malate metabolic process; pyruvate metabolic process
Cellular component (GO): mitochondrion
Molecular function (GO): malate dehydrogenase (decarboxylating) (NADP+) activity; NAD binding
Source: RefSeq, a predicted model, not a curated record
AUGAGGAAUAUCCAGUGGCCAGGUAGAUUUGAGCCCACAGAUAGUAAUCAGGAGGGGUUUGUGCAUCCUAGUCCGGGUGAUGUGAAGAGUUUCCUGGAUGCUGUUAAUGUUCUUAAACCUACAGCCAUCAUCGGUGUGUCUGGGGCGGGGCGACUAUUCACUCAUGAUGUCAUCAGGGCUAUGGGUUCGUUAAAUGAGCGACCAAUCAUCUUUGCUCUGAGCAAUCCGACUGCUAAAGCUGAGUGUACUGCAGAGGAUGCAUACACUCUCACACAGGGUCGGUGUUUGUUUGCCAGUGGGAGUCCGUUUGCUGCUGUAACUCUGGAUGAUGGCAGGAUGGUGAUUCUGGGACAGGGGAACAAUGCUUACAUAUUCCCAGGUGUGGCUCUGGCAGUAAUUCUGAGUGGUGUUAGACACAUCAGUGAUACGGUGUUCCUCGAGGCUGCAAAGAUCUUAGCAGAGCAGUUGACGGAUGAGGAACUGAAUCAGAAUCAGGGUCGUCUCUACCCUCCUCUUUCCAACAUUAGGGAGGUUUCUUUACAGAUGGCUGUGAAGGUGGUGGAGUUUCUGUACAGUAAAGGAAUGGCAUUUCGGUACCCAGAGCCACUGGAUAAGGAGGCGUAUGUGAGAUCCAUUGUGUGGAACACGGAGUACGAUUCCUUCCUCCCAGACAUCUACGAACGGGCUGGAGUGUCCCAUAGUCCUAUAGUGGAGUAAUCAUACACCCUAUAGCAUACACCUGAAACAGUCACACCCUUAAUUUACAGCUGUGUAAUGUUUAACUAUCACACAUCCCCAUGGGGAGUGAUUCCUAAACUCCUUCUGCUAAUGUAAAUGUACAGUGUUGCUAUUAAUAAAACACUCUGUGUGUGUGUG